AUGGAUUUCCUAGGAAAACUCUUGCAUCCUUUUGAUGAGGAAAUUAGUUGUAAUAAUCUUGAACAAUUCCUUUCAAAACCACUACUACUUAAAUUGCCAUCUCUUCCCAGUUGUGCUGACAACUUUCCUGAUAAACUUGAAUCUGUAUAUUCAAAUCCUUUUUAUGUUCCUAGGAUAUCUAGUAUCCUUGUUAAUGUCAUGGGCAAGUCCUUUAGAGAAAGUGUUGGUGGAGAAGCAUAUACUUCAAAUACUAUCAAUAACCACAUUAUGGAUAUGAUUGAUCUUGCCCAAGAGUAUGCUCUUGGUUGUAGUAAUUUCGAUUGGAAUCAUAACAAGGUUAUUAAACCUACAACUACUACCACAGAAAAUAAGAGAGUUCGACCAGAUGUCACAAUCUAUUAUAAUAGAGUGCUUGUAAUGAUUGAUGCAGAAAAAGACUUAGAUGAAUACUUUGAUUUUUGGAACCCACUUGCCUUUGGUAGAUUACCAUUUAUCAUGGCUUUUGCAGCAGCUGCAAUUCCUACAAAUGAAGAUGAGCUGCAAACCACCAUAUUUAAUAUACUUGAAAUUGUAAAAAAACUUCAUGAAAUGAAAGUUGUCCAUCAGGAUAUUUUCUGGGAAAAUAUUAAAAGACUUACAAAUGAUAGUUGGAUAUUAAUUGACUUUGAAGAAGUUGCCAAGAUUGGAGAAUUAAGACUUCCAUUAAAUAUUGCAGCUUCAGAAUAUAGAGAUGGAGAAGAUUUAUGUCAAACAGCAAAUGAUAUCUGGAUGGUUGGAAACCUUUUUUCUAGAGUUAAUUUUUCUCUUUCUUUAAAAUCCUUGUGA
This is a messenger RNA of Entrophospora sp. SA101, 825 nucleotides long. The record is from the annotation of a GenBank genome assembly. Lineage: Eukaryota; Fungi; Glomeromycota; Glomeromycetes; Entrophosporales; Entrophosporaceae.